Cyprinus carpio (common carp) is the source of this 4852-nucleotide messenger RNA. RefSeq names its product dual-specificity tyrosine-(Y)-phosphorylation regulated kinase 1A, a (gene dyrk1aa). Gene Ontology annotation, cellular component: nucleus. Gene Ontology annotation, biological process: peptidyl-serine phosphorylation; protein autophosphorylation; positive regulation of DNA-templated transcription. Gene Ontology annotation, molecular function: ATP binding; transcription coactivator activity; protein serine/threonine kinase activity. NCBI's taxonomy places the organism in Eukaryota, Metazoa, Chordata, Actinopteri, Cypriniformes, Cyprinidae. The record is from RefSeq and is a predicted model, not a curated record.
GACGUUCUCGCUCGGCUUCCAUUUUGUUCCUGACUUUUUAUUUUAUUUUAUUUUUUUCUUCUUCUUCCUUCAAAUGACUGAUGACCGCUCUUUGCGCGCGACCGCGGCGCCUGACAGCGACUGAGAAAUCGAUCACCGAUUCGCGCAUCGUAUCGACGGAGAGCGGCCCUGCGUGGCGGGUUUAGCGCGCGAGCGCUGUGCACGGGUCUGCAGCGCGCGCGCGCGCCAUUUUGUCCAGGGGACGCGGCGGCGCGCGCGCAGGAUGAGUCACUGACGGACGCGGGACUGCUGCGCUGCGGAGCGCGCCGACGCUCACCGAGAGGCGCUGUUCUUUUCUCUACAAGGCUUUGCAUCGGACAUACUUUGGAAAGGGAUUCCCAAAGAAGGCGAUUGGGGAUUAUUGCUGAUUCUCCCGGAGGAUUUUCAUUCCUCUCGUCAGAAAGAGGCGCGCGCGGCACGAUCUUCACCAAUGAUUGUGACAGUUAAAGAUCAACUCAAGCACCUCAGAAGACGACAAGACCCUGCUGAGACAUCAGGGCUGUUCUCACCUGGAGACCACUCGCGAGGCGCUUCAGUGGGCUGUGGUUUGCAGAUGGACUCCCCUGUCACAAUGAUAUGAGAUUUGUCAGAAGACGAUGCAUACAGGAGGAGAGACCUCAGCAUGCAAACCCUCCUCUGUUCGGCUGGCCCCCUCGUUUUCUUUCCAUUCGGCCGGUGUGCAGAUGGAUGCGCAGACGCCCCAUUCUCACCCGCCGUUCAGUGAUGGUCACCCGCCGGGCGCCGCUGACCAAUCAGCCGCUGCGCUGCAGGCCCCGCAGGUAACUGCUGAUAUGGUGAUGGUUCAGAGGCGGAUGCCUCAGUGUUUCCGGGAUCCAGCAACUGCGCCUUUAAGAAAACUCUCCAUCGAACUGAUCAAAACAUACAAACACAUCAAUGAGGUAUACUAUGCAAAAAAGAAGCGUCGUCACCAACAGGGUCAGGGCGAGGACUCCAGCAACAAGAAGGAGAGGAAGAUUUACAACGACGGUUACGAUGACGACAACUUUGACUACAUCGUUAAAAAUGGAGAGAAAUGGAUGGACAGAUACGAGAUCGAUUCUUUAAUAGGCAAAGGCUCGUUCGGUCAGGUGGUGAAGGCGUAUGACCGCGUGGAGCAGGAGUGGGUCGCCAUCAAGAUCAUCAAGAAUAAAAAGGCCUUUCUGAAUCAGGCUCAGAUUGAAGUCCGACUGCUGGAGCUCAUGAACAAACACGACACCGAGAUGAAGUACUACAUCGUUCAUCUGAAACGUCAUUUCAUGUUCCGGAACCACUUGUGUCUGGUCUUCGAGAUGUUGUCCUAUAACCUGUACGACCUGCUGAGGAACACCAAUUUCCGCGGCGUGUCUCUGAACCUGACGCGCAAGUUUGCUCAGCAGCUGUGCACCGCGCUGCUCUUCCUGGCCACGCCUGAGCUGAGCAUCAUCCACUGUGACCUCAAGCCCGAGAACAUCCUGCUCUGCAACCCCAAGAGAUCCGCCAUCAAGAUCGUGGACUUCGGGAGCUCCUGUCAGCUGGGCCAGCGGAUAUACCAGUACAUCCAGAGCCGGUUCUACCGCUCGCCCGAGGUGCUGCUGGGAAUGCCGUACGAUCUGGCCAUCGACAUGUGGUCUCUGGGCUGCAUCCUGGUGGAGAUGCACACCGGAGAGCCUCUGUUCAGCGGCGCUAACGAGGUGGACCAGAUGAAUAAAAUCGUGGAGGUGUUGGGCGUCCCCCCGAGUCAUAUUCUGGAGCAGGCACCUAAAGCCAGGAAGUUCUUUGAGAAGAUGUCUGACAGCACGUGGUGUGUGAAGAAGACCAAAGAUGGCAAAAGGUAUAAACCCGCAGGCUCCCGGAAGCUGCACAGUAUUUUGGGCGUGGAGGCUGGUGGCCCCGGCGGGCGGAGAGCCGGUGAGUCGGGUCACGCCGUCGCAGACUACCUGAAGUUCAAAGACCUGAUCCUGCGGAUGCUGGACUACGACCCCAAGACCCGCAUCCAGCCGUAUUACGCGCUGCAGCACAGCUUCUUCAAGAAGACCGCAGACGAAGGCACUAACACCAGCAGCAGCGUGUCCACGAGUCCAGCGCUGGAGCAGUCGCAGUCGUCCGGGACCACGUCCAGCACCUCCUCCAGCUCAGGAGGAUCGUCUGGAACGAGCACCAGCGGCCGCGCCCGCUCCGACCCGACCCAUCAGCACCGGCACAGCGGAGGACACUUCAGUGCAGCGGUGAGCAUGGACUGUCACAACCUCUGCCCGCAGGCGAGACAGGCCUUCGCGCCGGCGCUGGGGUGGGUGGGAGGAGACGGACUCCAGCAGGCGUCCGGAGAGACACACCCCGUCCAGGAGACCACCUUCCACGUGCCCCCCCACCAGCCCAAGGCUCUGCACCCCCACACGUCCCAUCACCACCAUCAUCAUCAUCACCACCACCACCCUCCGCCGCAGCACGGUCAGGGCCCCGCCCGGCCCCGGCCCCGCCUCUACUCGCCCUCCCACAGCGCCUCCACGCAGGACUCCAUGGAGGUGACCCACGGCCACCUGUCCAUGACCUCGCUGUCUUCCUCCGCCUCAUCCUCGUCCACGUCCUCGUCCUCCACGGGCAACCAUCACUACGCCUACCAGAGCCGCCCGCUGCCACACGGCCUGGGCUUCGGCCACAACGGCAGCAUGACUUUGGGACUGGGUGCCUUCUCUAACCCGCGGCAGGAGACGGGCGUGCCGGGUCACCCCUCGAACUCUGGGCCGGGCCACUACAUAGCUGAGACUCACAUGGGCCUGCGGCCGGGCCUGGAGCGCGAGGAGUCGCCCAUGGCGGGCGUGUGCGUGCAGCCGAGCUCCGUGGCCAGUUCCUGACUAUCCUAGCCUGAGAGCGCGUUUGUUGGGAUUAAAGCUGCUGGAACGGGACGAGAGCCGCCCGCGGACGCUUGACACGAGGCUUUCCUCCUCUGACCUUUGCUUCUGUUCUCGAUUCUCAGAUGGUUUCAGAUGCGCACCGGAGCGAGAGCGUCACGGCCGACCCACCCAACCCCCCACCGCGCUCGCGUCUUUUCUUCUUCACGUCGUGCAAUCGUGUGCUUCGAGCAGAGCUUUCCCAGAGUGCAAUGAGACCCCCGUGAUGGGCGUGCGGCCGCGGGCAGCGCUUCUUUAAAUGGCCUUAUCGUUACGGACUGAAUGAAGACGAGCCGGACGUUUCUUCUUCAAGUGACAAAAGCUUUCAUGUAUUUUUGACGUGCGAACACCCUUCAUUCACGCCAGAACAGAACGGUGAUCCGAGGCCUUUCUUCACUAGAGAUCCGCCGCGGGGCGUCACAGGACUGACGGUAUCAGCGACGGCCGUGUCCCCUCCCGCUCUUCUGUUGUGCUCGGCAUGUGUGUUUUACUUUGGCCCUUUCGCUUCUUUGAUUUGGCUUCGCGAUUAUGCUGUGAAUUUUACACCACUUUUGUUUCUCCCUUUUGAUAAUUUAUUGUACCAAAGGCGUUUUUUUUAUAGAACAUAGAUGUCUGCAACCAAUAAUGUAGCAGUUCUGCACUUUGAAGCAAAGGUGUGUGUCAUGUCAGUGAACGACUGUCAGAACUGGAAGUGAUGUCUGAUGUGGCGGAGAGCCCAAUCCUGGACGCCAUCGCUUACGAAAUUCUGUCGCUCUGUUUUUCUUUCUCUUCAUUUCCUCUCACCAGACGGCGGCGGCACGAGCUGCAAGCGUUUCCCGUCGGUGGUUUUGUGUUGAUUUGGCUCUCACGGGACGGUGGACGUGGACUCGAGCUGCUCGGCUGGUCCCAGAGCAGCUGGACAGUCGGAGAUCCUCCCGGCCGGACGCCGGUGCCGCUCUCUCUCGUAGCGGAAGCAAUCCGGCAGAGACCGGGAGGGAGAUGGGCUGCUCUCGAUCGCUCUCUCCGUCCGUCCGUCGGUCUGUGUGCGCGGUGGUGACGGUUGCGAGCGGACGCACGGUUCUCUAGAGUUCCUGUGGUCACGGCAUACAGAGGGAGUCCAUGAAACAGGCUUCAGGUGUUUACUUUGUGACCCCAUUUUAAUAGCUGAAAUAGAAUUUAUGUACAUAUUUAUAUUUUUUUAAUAAAGGAAGUUUAGAACUCACUACUUUUUUCCUAAUGGUAUUUUGAGUACAUUUACGUCAACUUGGUAACAUGCAGUGGAAGUUCUCUGUGGUAGUCAUGGGUAUCAGUGCUUCCAGGCCAAAGUAGUUGACGACGAUAACGACGCUAGUACAAAUGCAAAACUCUAGGGUUGAAACGGGACGGAGAGUAGAUCUUCAUACUUUAAUCUUCUAGACAGGGUAUCGUGUGUGGAUGUGUGUCCCAAGCAGAACGGCAUCGGGCGGCGCUUCACAUGUUCGUAUACUCCAGCGCUGACGUAGUAUACGUAGUACAGGAACUAACUUUCCGUUUAGUUGUGUUCUUACGGCACACGCUUCAGUAAAUGGGUCCAUUUGAAAGCAGAAGUCGGCUGUGGCAGACGGGGUGUGUGUGUGUGUGUGUGUGUGUGUGUGUGUGUGUGCUCACUAACUUCUAGCGUUUCAGGUCACACGUUACGAUUUGAAAUCUCUCUCUCCUUGGUCCGACUUUCCCCUCGGCUUCCCGUCCGGUUCGCACUCUCACUCCUCGUUUGGUUCCAGGACAUGUGAUGAUGAUGAUGAUGAUGAUGAUGAUGAUGAUGUAACAGAACGACAGACGGAUAUCUCGGAUCUUUAUCCACAGGUUGUAAGAUCAGGACUUUCUGUGUAAAUUAAAGUGUCACUGAGGGGCAGUAAUGGACAAACCCUUUGUACUAUAUUCAAGCGGUCUUAUGUAUGAUUAUAAAAAACAAAGUUGCUUAACUUGUA